Rotaria sp. Silwood1 is the source of this 4560-nucleotide messenger RNA. The record is from the annotation of a GenBank genome assembly. Lineage: Eukaryota; Metazoa; Rotifera; Eurotatoria; Philodinida; Philodinidae.
CCUUCUAGACAAACAACUACUAGAAGAACAAGCUGGCUUUCGAUCAAACCGUUCAACAAUCGACCAGAUAUUCAUUCUCAAAAUGAUAAUGGAGAAAUCUCGCAACAACAACAAGCCUCUUCAUAUGUGCUUCAUCGACAUUAUGAAGGCUUAUGAUUCCAUCGAUCGUGCUCUUCUUUGGCAAAUAUGUCGCCAUUACGGUCUUAGUGACAAGAUUGUUCGAAUGCUCCAACUUCUUUACAAAGACACCAAAGCACAGGUUCGGAUAAAUGGAGAGCUUUCCGAUUCAUUCGACAUCAAUUCUGGCGUUCAACAAGGUGGCAUUCCCUCAUGUAUCCUCUUCAACGUCUUAUUCGACUUCAUCAUGCGUCGUGUCAUUGAACAAGUGAAACUCCUUGGUAUAACUAGAAUCAAAAUGGCUUAUGGUAGUAAUGAUUUCUUUCAUUCUGCAAAUGCUAACUAUGAAGAUUUUGAUGUUUUCCUCUUGCUAUAUGCUGAUGAUCUAGUCAUGAUGUGUGACAGUGCCACUGAUCUCGAACUCUCCAUCCAAUGUUUCGAACAAGUGACACAAGAAUUCGGACUUACAAUGAGUGUGAAAAAGACAUGCAUCAUGUCCCUUAAGCAACUACAACAAGAUCUUACAACAAACAAAGUCAUCAAAGGCCAAGAAGUUGACAAUCCAAACCUGACAAUAACCAUUCGAAACGAAACAAUUGAAACUGUCAGCGAAUUUCGUUACCUCGGAUGUUACGUAACAAGAGAUCAAUAGAUCGAGAAAGAACUUGAAACUCGUCUUGCCAAAGCCUCAACAGCAUUCAAUAUGCUACGGCAUGUUAUCUGGUGUAGAAAAACCGUUUCAAUUCAAGCCAAACUACGUAUCUUUCGAGCUUGCGUCCUCCCGGUUCUCCUGUAUGGCAGUGAAGUAUGGUCAACAACUGCAGCACAAGAACAACGUCUCAAUACCUUCUACCUCAGAUGCCUGAGAACUUUAAUUGGAGUUAGUUUGGAUGAUCGUAUGCCAACCGAACAACUGUUACAGCUCACUGGACAACCACAUGUAAGCGAUAUUCUCAGCAGAAAUCGUCUUCGUUGGUUUGGGCAUGCAAAUAGGAUGCAAACAGAGGGCCACGAAUCAUUAAUGGUCAAGAAAGCCAUGUUUGCCUACUUUCCUCAAUCGGUCAAACCACGAAACUUCGGUAACCGAAAACAAUGGCAAGAUAAGAUUAGUGAAGACGUAGAUAAUUUCGAUAUUCGGAAUUGGCGACGAGAAACACUCAAUCGUAAGAAAUGGCGAGAUACAAUCAACAAAUAUGUUCACUCAAACGUACCUUCCUCAAAUAUCCUGGAAGUCGUACAACAAUACAAACAAAAGUCACAACAACGACGAGCUACAACAAACGCACCUCCUCCUCCUAAGGUCACUGACAUCCUAGCCAAGCAAGGUCUCAAGAAUCUCGAUGGUACAUAUACAUGUUCGAAUCCAAAGUGUUCAAGGGGAAUGUUUAAGGCUCAAGAUAUUACUGGACAUGUCAAGUCGUGUGCAAAGGAAUGGUGCAAAAAAAUGGAAUUUUGACGAAAUGAUGCAAGAUGAAAAAGCUGAAUCAGUUUACCUCGCACCUCAUGAUGAAUAUAACUCAAACCAGGCUCGCAAGGUCUGGAGGUUGUAUUUGGAAAACGGCACCUGGUUCUGCGACUCUACGACGAUCAAUCACGAAAUCAACCGAACAACUAUUCAUACUUUUGUGUGAACACAAACUCUUCUUUCUCCUUUUUUUUUCGUUUUUGUAUCUAGUGUUUUUGGUCUUCACCCUACACCAGUGAGGUAAGGGUAUAAUAAACUAAAAACGUACUGAAAUGCAUCUAUUGUAAUUUUUCAAAACGCUUUUUGUAUCGUCUGUGUAAAUUUGAACGAGCCUUUUUAGAAUAAACGGAUCCAAAUAAGUUCAGAUUAGUUAUAAAACGCGUCUCCAGACAAAGUGCUUUCAUCUUUGCAUCUGGCGGCGUUUAUAACUGCAGAGGAUCUGAAGUCAAAUAUGGCCAGAGAUAUACAUAGAAAAGACUCAAAGAAAAAAUCCCAAAGACAUCAGUAUACAAAGCGAGAUUAUCUAGGUGUAAAUAUGUUUACUAUUACAUGAAAGAUAGAGAAAAAUAUUUUAACCAAUCCUAAGUAUAUAAUAUUAUAGACAAUAGAAAAAUAGAAAAAAACAAUGCACUGAGAAUCACAAUUCGUGUUCAUCGUUCUAUUUAAAACGAAGCAUGACAAAAAAAGAAAAUUAAGAGAAUUGAUAACCAUUUCAAGACAUUCUGUAUUCUUAUCGAGAGCACAACAUUCAACUCGAUCCUAAAAUCAGGAAAGCAAUUGUCAGCAGACUUCGCCUACUACCCACAAAAAAACCUUUAUUGUUGAAAUAGAAUCAGACAUAUUUUGUUGAUAUUUAACUCAUGUAUGCAAUAACAAAAAAAAUGAAAAAAUUAACAAUGUUGUCUUCUUGACCAACGACUGAAUAAUUACCUUGUUCUGUGAAUAACAAAGACAGUAAGACGAAGAAUCCUAUUGUGGGAGGUGUGGGUUUGGUUGUUAUUGAAGAGAAGAUCUACAACCACGCCCAAUACACGAUUAAAGAUGAAAUCAAGACGAAAAUUUUGAACGGGCGCUCGGAAUACCAAAAAGACCAGCUCUACGACCUUGGUUGCGGUAAAGGAAGAUCACAGAUUUGGGCCAUGCCUUUAACGACUAAAGUUUAUUACCUUUUCCGAGAUGAGUUUCAUGUUACCUAUAUACUAUGAUGUUCACUGGGGCGCGUAUGGAAUUAUGCGUAAAAGGAGUGUGUGCAGGAAUGAAUAUUCUUAUGUUUGUAUAGAAUGCGUGUUCUUGCGAGUCGAUUUUGUAGUUUAAUUCUUCCCUGUUCUCUUAUUGGUUUUACGUGUAAAUAAAGACUCAAAUGAGAGUUGUAAGGAAACAAAGAUUGACACGCAUGCCAGAAAUCUAGACUCAGAUCAAAUUUGAUUAAUGAUUCAUGUAAAUUCAUCAUUGUAGCAUUAAUAAAGUUGCAGAUCAAAACAGCACUACAGUAAUUGCGCGUUCGUACGGAGAACAUCGCUUAUUCACGGCAAUUAUUGUCAUUUUACCUUGUUGAAAUUUUCGACUGGAUGAAAACGGUACCUUGAAGUUAUUCAUUUUCUCGAAAUCUAAACGAUGAAAGGAUCCACUUUAUCACAAUAUUGUAAAUUGUGUUAGUGCUAGCUGAACAUGUUCAAAUUUGUUAGUAAUUCGAGAAGAAGGACGCGAUUCUUUUCUUAUCUUCAACAACUGAAUUUUUUUGACACAAAUGGCAGUUCCAACAUGCGUCACUAAACAAAUAUUGAACAGAUUAUUCAAAUUGAGACUGCUAGUUGACAGUGUUAUGAUUCUGUACUAUGUUAUCCGUCAAGUACAUUUGAGUUCCUACACAUCCGCUUAUAUGUGACGGCUUUCCUUGAAGGCAAAUACACUGACGAGGACGCGACAGAAAACAAGGUGAAGAGAGAGCGUACUCGAAUGACGACGUAGAAAAAGAGAAAAAUAAUAUUGAAUGGUAAUUCGAGCAUCAGUACCCUUUUCAUCGUAUUAGAUGUUAUUGAUUCAGAAGGAAAAGAAAAAGAAAGAAACAAAAUCUGUGCAGGGAGAAGAUUUAUGCACUUUGUCACCUAUUUCGUCACCACUAUAAGAGAAAAGCGUAUAAAUAACACAACAAAGAGCCGUUUGUAUUCAUUAUUUCAAAGUCUUUUCUAUCUAGUUCGCUUUCGAUCAAACACAUCAGCGACAAAUAAUGAGUAAGUUCAUAUCGCAUCUUACUGGCCAUAUGCCUCUAGGAUGAUCUCUGUGAGCUAAUAGGAUGCUUUGUAGAAUAUAUUUACGCCAAGAUCUUUACCAUUAUCAUCCAUUACGAUAACCACCUGAGAAGUGCACCUGAAAUAUAAAACGAAAUCUAUCGCUUUUAUAUAUCUCAAUGUUUGGUAAAGAAGCUUAAAGCUACGACAUCAAAUUUAUUGCAUGAACUUGAAAAAUAAUAUCAGAAAUUUCAAUGAGAACAGGUUAAGGAGAGUCUAUGACUCAAAAUAAAACAACUCAAAAAAAGCUUCAAUAGUUGUUUCGACUCUCCGUUGUGAAUGAAUCAUUUAUUCGUGUGUUUUUAAAUAGAUUUUAUCAGCAAACAAGUUGAAAAUAAAUUGGGUAUGGAUUUGAAUGGAGAUGGCAUGAUAGGUUCGGGUAGUGGUCAUGGAGCUUCUGGUGGUUACCGUUCACAAGGCCAAGGAGGUGGGGGCUUUAUUAAUCAAGCCGAAAGUAUUACACAUAUGGAUCUCAAUGGUGACGGAACUGUUGGUGGUAGAUCUGUUCAUCCCUCAAAUCCAAAUCAGUAUGGCGGGGUUGAAUGUGCUCCAAAUGCACAUCAAUCCAGUGGUGGAGGCUUGAUGAAUCAACUCGAAAACGUUACACAUAUGGAUCUGAAUAGGGACGGACGUGUCGGUGGUGGUUCUACUCAACCCUCAAAUUGCAGUUACCAGGGCCACAAGUACUAA